This is a messenger RNA of Nicotiana tabacum (common tobacco), 1351 nucleotides long. The record is from RefSeq and is a predicted model, not a curated record. Lineage: Eukaryota; Viridiplantae; Streptophyta; Magnoliopsida; Solanales; Solanaceae.
UGCCUGAGAGUGGUUUUUUCAGUGAAUAUGAUGCUUGCGAAAUAUUUGCUUUUUCAGCUGUCUGAUCCUUUUCUUCACCUCUACCUUUUCCUGAUAAAAUGCGACUCCUUAUAAGCCUCGGGCAAAUGGGAACCUAUCAAAGUGUUUCAUAUCUUGUGUUCUUUUUGUUAAUAUGAACGGAAAUAUCAGGUUACCAACCACAAUCGUUUUUCAGCAUUAGAGAAAGUUAAAUAAGCGGUAUUGCCAUCUGUUACUGCAAAAGGUCUAGAUAUUGAAGUGUAGUAAGGAAAAUGGUCUUGAUUUUGUCAAUUGAACAGUUGAUUCAAGUCUAGAUUUUCUCUAUGAUUUUCUAAACAAAUGUAAACAGUUUUCAAAAGUGAACUUUAAGAUUAUAUUUAAUGCUGAAAGGUAAACCGAAAACUUAAAAAGCACAAGAUCAAAUGGGACAGAAAGAUUGUUCAAAUCUCCAGGUAAGUAAACAACCUACACGUGUACUUUUGGGACACAAUAUUAUUAUGUCUAGAUGCUGCUCCUUUUCUUCGUAGAUGCAAUUCUUAUCCAGGAUAAACUGGUAAAGAGGGAUAAAUUGUCUUUAUGCGCACUUGUUUCUAUUUGGUUUAGUCUUUCAUGAUUGUCAAACAUUUUUUUGACAAUAGUAACCCAAGUAUUGGUGACAACUGCAGCCUGUACAUAAGUGGAUGGUUCGUCACAUUUAUUUCCCAUGCUUAAGGAAUGGCAUACCUAAGGGGGUUGCGAUGUUGAUUUCUUUCUUUGUAUCUGCUGUUUUCCACGAGCUGUGUAUUGCUGUUCCUUGUCGACUAUUCAAGUUUUGGGCUUUCCUUGGAAUCAUGUUUCAGAUUCCGUUGGUCAUACUCACGAACUUCUUGCAAAACAAGUUCAAGAACUCAAAUGUGGGCAACAUGACAUUCUGGUGCUUUUUCUGCAUUCUUGGUCAACCAAUGUGUGUGCUUCUCUAUUAUCAUGAUGUGAUGAACAGAAAAGGUACUGCAAGUUAAGCUUCAUCAGAAUAUUAUGUUGGACGAGUGAGUGUUGCAGCUUUGAACUGUCAAGUGCUAAGCUAGUCCGAUGGAAGGAACAUUGGCCAACAACUGCACCAAUUGCUAUUGCCACGAGUAAGUUCCUGACUAGGAAUUCUUCUUGUUGUUCUUAUCAGCUGAAAUGGACUCGCAUAACGUGAAUAUUCUUUGUUAUAAUGUAACACUAGGGACUUGAGCAGAAUUGCUGCUCUGUGCCAUAUUUUUCUGUUACCACUAUACAAAUGUAUACUAUUCUUGUUUAAUGUAAGUAAACCAUGAAUUCAUGAUGGGAUGGAGUCUUUGAAAUUUCUCUA